CAAAAAAGUUGAAGCUGGUGAAAGGCAGUUUGACCCCUCCCCAUCUCCCAACUUGGUACUUCGCUUUGCACACAUCACAUGCUUCCUCUCACUCUCUCUCCUCUUUUCUUCUCCCACUCUUGUUCUUCUCUCUAAAUGCUCUGUACUGUGUCAAGCCAAAAAUGGAAGCUUUACUCCAUUAACGACGAGAUCCUUCCCUAAUUCUCUAAUCAAUAGAUUUUGGUGUUUUAGUGUCUGUAUGGAGUGUAAUGCAAAGCCAUCAUUGCAGUGGGAGUGGGAUAAUCUAAUAUCUUUUGGUACUUCAUCAGCUGAAAUUCCUAAAAAGCAACGACCAAUGGAUUGGGAAAAUGAUGGGUUUGAUUGCACCACUUUUUACUCGUCCAGCUUUGCUACAGAAGCAGCUUAUGGUGGUGGUAGUUCAGGUUCUGAUCUAGCUCAUGCUUUCUCUAAAAGCUCAAAGUCAACUUCCAUAAGCUCUUCAUCAGCUGAAGUGAGAACAUACAAUUUCACAUCAGAAGCUGGUGAAAGUGUUCCUCCUGGAGAAUUGGGGAGCAGUGAAGAGUUUGCAAUGGGAAUUGAUGCUUCUCCAAGUCUUGAACUCUCCUUCGGCUCUGGUGAUCCGGUUCUUGGUUUGAAGCUUGGUAAGAGGACAUACUUUGAAGACUUUUGGGAAGUGGAGAAUGCUAAAGGUUCAGCACUUCCGGUGAGCCUGGCGUCAUCUUCUGCUUCUCCGGUGAAGAAAUCCAAAACACUCUCUCAGAAAUUACAAACUCCUCACUGCCAAGUUGAAGGCUGUAACCUCGAUCUCUCCUCAGCUAAGGACUAUCAUAGGAAACACAGGAUUUGUGAAAACCAUUCAAAGUUCCCUAAAGUCGUUGUCAGUGGCGUAGAGCGCCGGUUCUGCCAACAAUGUAGCAGGUUUCACUGUCUCUCUGAGUUUGAUGAGAAGAAACGUAGCUGUCGCCGGCGUCUCUCAGAUCACAAUGCAAGACGUCGCAAGCCAAAUCCCGGGAGGACAUAUGAUGGGAAGCAACAGAUGGAUUUUGUAUGGAACAGAUUUGCACUUAUCCAUCCAAGAAGUGAAGAAAAUUUUCUGUGGCCAAAUCCGAAGCCUGUAUCAUCAAGAGGGUUAUUGCAGGAACCUGCAAAGACCGAGAUGCCCAAUAAGCUUUUCACCGAGCAUUGUGGAUUUGGAUUGUUGGACCCCAAAACGAAAACCACCAGAGCUGAGUUAUUCAGUAAAGAUUUGUUAGAAAAGGUCACAAUCUCUUCUUCACACAUGGGUGCUUCUCAAGAUCUUGAUGGUGCUCUCUCUCUUCUGUCAAAUUCAACACCAUGGGUUUCCUCGAACCAGCCAACACGGUUUUCCCUUAACCACCAUUCCACAAGCAACCUCCAACCCGUGGUUCACGGGUCUGUGACUCAACUCAGUUCAGUGUCCAGCUACUGGCAGCCGGACCCACCAGCAGCUGAGGGCUCAACCGCUUUGACUAGGAAUGGGGUAGGCCAGUUUAAUGAGAACUACAACUUGAAUCAGUUUUAUAACUGAAAGUGUGUUGCUUUUAAAAUCAUAAUAAGAUAUUUUGUGUAAGGAUCAGGUGAGCCUAGUGGUAACGUUUAAAUAGGAGCUGUGAAACUUGCUAAAGACAUCAACUCCUCUCGUCUUUCUUUUGUCCAUUGAUUUUCUUGGGUUAGGGAGAGUUGUGACAGUUAAGUAUUAUAAAUCAUCUUGUCAAAUUAUUUAUACAUUAGAAUUUUCAGAUAUUGAUGGUGUAGCAACUGAAAAAUUGAUCAAACGCAUCAUAAUAUACGUAUGAUAAGGUUA
This is a messenger RNA of Brassica rapa (field mustard), 1825 nucleotides long. RefSeq names its product squamosa promoter-binding-like protein 2. Lineage: Eukaryota; Viridiplantae; Streptophyta; Magnoliopsida; Brassicales; Brassicaceae. Gene Ontology annotation, cellular component: nucleus. The record is from RefSeq and is a predicted model, not a curated record. Gene Ontology annotation, molecular function: DNA binding.